AUGAUAGCGCAAGACACGCGGUUCUACAACAACGCCACUACGGAUCGAAGGGGAGCCCCACUCAGUGUGCGACUAUCGAGCGAGGCUCAGUACUCUCGCCUCUUCUAUGGAGAGCAAGAGGGUCAGCUUGCAACGUUUCUCCUCUCGGAGCUCAAACCUUCUGAUCAUGUCCUGGACAUUGGUGGGGAGACAGGAGUUUUCACGCUGACGGCUGCACGGAGAGGAGCGCGGGUAACGACCAUUGAGUAUGACGCAGAGCUGGCAGAGAGCCUGGACGAGUCGAUCAGAUUGAACGGAGUGGCCGACAGGGUGCUACUACUGACGUGGCUUCCGAACUCUGUUGAGGGGUAUGCGACCAUGUUCGGCAAGGCCGAGAGAGGGUGCGUUUACUCCGGUAUCGCUACUGUGAAUCAGACCAGCGAAGAGUACCUGCGUCCUAUCUACACGUUGCCGACUCAUACCAUCGACAACGCCUUGCGUGAAGGACUCAUCGAGAAGCCCACGAUCGUGCUGGAGGGAAUGCAUGCGCUGCUAGCUGGAGGCAUCGAAGACUCUCCGCGAUAUGUUCUCGUCGUUGUCUAUCCCUACCAGGUGGAGGCAGAGAUGAUGGAAGGGGAAGGGAAUGGGACACGAGACGAGAAGGGAGGAAAGGGGAGAGUAGAGGAGAGGAGGGAUGCGUGGCUACGUCGAGUUGUUCAGUGGAUGCGUGUGAGGGGAUACUCGGCUGCUGCUGAUCCUCCAUUGGACCUUCCAAACGAGCUGGAGGAUGCAUGGAUGAACGACUCGGUCGACCUGGAGCACCCACUGAUGCUGGACUGGUACAAGCAGAAGGUUUACAACUUCUUCUCGGCUCAGAUGAACUCCGGGGGCGUACAGGGACAGGCGUUUCUCUUCCAGAAGGUUGCAAGGUCGACUUACACAGGAGAGUUCUUCCGUCCAGUGAAGAAGCUCAAGACAUGCAAGAGCCAAAUCCCUUCCACUUCAUCCUCUCCAUCUGCUUCUCCAAGAUCCUCGCAAACACAAGAGCUGGGUGAGCAAACCUCCAAGAUCUCCAUCUCAUGGACAGGACACACGAAGAAGUCGAGGAAACCGAGAUUCUCUGUUGAGUCUUCGAAGGGCUCACAGGGCCUUGAGGACUGGACUGUAUGCUCAGAGAAGGCUCUAGAGAUGGAAGAAGGGGAGGGAGACAUUGAGCAGCAGCGACUGGCAGGGGAGGGGGAAGAAGAGGUCAUUCUUUCAGAGGCUCCUUUGACUCUCGUCUCAGCUGUCAGCAAGGAUUACUUUGACAGGCUGAGAAACUUGAUAGGCAGCGUCCACACUAGCGAGCCUGACCUGCCGGUUGUCAUCUUUGACAUGGGCUUGUCAAAGGAGCAGCGGAAGGAGCUAUCCAGCUGGGAUGGAGUUGAGCUGCGCGUGUACAACUUUGACAAGCAUCCUGAGCACGUCAGGACGUUGGCGAACUAUGCAUGGAAGAUGCCGCUGAUCCAGCACGCGGCCGAGGAGCUGACCAACAUCCUGUACCUCGACUCCAGCAUAGAACUUCGCAGCUCCAUCGAAGAGCUGAGGGAGAUGCUGGCCUCCGACGGAUACUUCUUCACCACUCAAGGUUGCAAUCUCGCCGAUGCCCCUGACGUCCCGUGCGACCCCCAGGAGGCGUGUACGGUCGGCGACAAGACCCCGCCAGGCCUUAUCCAUGAGCUGUUCGGCAUCCCCGAUGAGCAGUGCCCUCUCCUCUUCCGCUCCUGCAUAGCUGGAGGGCUGGUGGGGAUCAACCUGGACACGCGAGGAGGCCGGCGAGCGAUGAGGGAAGUGAUUGAGCCAGCGGUUGGCUGCUCGAUGCGCCUCUCCUGCAUCUACCCCAAGGACGCUGUCGCCAUCGUCAACUCAAACUUCGACAUGGCGCCGCUCGGCCUCCUCCUCCAUGCUGCUGGCCUCAAGUUCCGCCCCGAGAGAAGAUUCAACGCUGCGCUCUUCUCCGCCCUCCACACCAGCGAGCCAGCGGCAAGGGAUGCAGGAGUGAUCUUGUACACCAGAAGGAGGUUCAAGGGGUUGACGUACCUCCCCUUCAAGGACUACAUCCGGCUGAAGGACAAAGUGACUGGGAAGGAGGAGGUGGUGGUGGACGGCCCUCAGGUCAUCGCUCACUCACGCGGGCAGACUGGCCUCCUCUACUCCACUCCCAAGACGAUCUCUAGGGAGGAGGGAGGGAGGACGAGGGACAAGCAUGAGCCAGUCUACCCCAUGACGGUAGAGCCGCUGGCUACAGAAAAGAAGCAAGUUCAAGAAGGGGGCAUGGCAGGGGAGAGGAGGAGGGCGAGAGCAGGCCGGGAGUUCCCGCAGGAGGUGUACGUGAGCAUUAUCCUCGCGGCCAGAAAUGACGGGCAUGAAGGCAACUUCAUGACGCGCCUGCAGACGUCGCUCGACCAGCUGGCGGCAGCAGCAAGGAUGCAUCCUACCCUCAGCGCUGAGCUCGUCCUCGUCGAAUGGGCUCCCAGCCAUCACCGUCCUCCUCUCCGUCGCGCUCUCGCAUGGCCGGCAGGUCUUCCUCCCGUCCGCAUCAUCCGCGUCCCAGCGAGCAUCCACGCUGCUCUCCCGCAGGCGGCCAAGGACGGGUUUCCUCAGUUCUACGCCAAGAACGUCGGUAUGCGGCGAGCCCGCGGGAAGUUCGUGCUGGUGACCAACGGCGACAUCCUGCUGGGGCAGGUUCUUGUCGGCAUCCUUGCUGACCGUCAGCUGGACGAGGAGGCCUUCUACCGCAUCGACCGCCACGAUCUCCUGCAGCGAUUCCAUCCCACCAUGAGGAAGGGCGACAUGACGGAAGCGGCGCAGGGGGCCCUGAGGCGGGUGAUGACGAUGCAGCGGCUGGCGGUGGGAGACCUGCUGUCGCGCGUUGGGCUCGAAUGGGACGCGCUGGGCGAACUUCACAGGACCACCCACGGACAUCUUCGAAUCACCUUUCCCGAUGACCUUCUUGUUCGAACACAGUAUUGGGAUGCUGUGACUCUGUUGGGAGACGGACCAGUGGUCAGGUAUCCCCCGGAAGGGAUGGAGGAGGAGGAGGAGAAAGAAGGCUACGCAAACCAGCAUCUGGUCAUACGGACAAACCAGACUGGAGGAAGAAAGAGGAAGUUCUUCAUGAUGCCGGUCCUGGUCGACUCCUUCCUCACUGUAGCUGCCGCCGCCGCAGGAUACAAGCAGAACAUCUUCAUGCCACCAGCCUGCGUCUUUCACCAGUACCACCCUCAGGGCACGAUGCCGCAGCGAGUGGCUGAGACGGUCGGGGAGAAGGAGAUCAGCGCCUUCAUCGCCAACGUGACGUGGAUGCUGGAGGAGAUGACCCCGAUCCUUGUCAACGACGAGAACUGGGGAUAUGCGCAAGAGUCGUUCGAGGAGGAGGAGAUUCUGCCAGGAGAGCAGUAG
Molecule: messenger RNA, 3420 nt
Organism: Guillardia theta CCMP2712
Lineage: Eukaryota; Cryptophyceae; Pyrenomonadales; Geminigeraceae
Exons: 13
Coding region: 1-3420 (1139 amino acids)
Source: RefSeq, a predicted model, not a curated record